Molecule: messenger RNA, 1614 nt
Organism: Phytomonas sp. EM1
Lineage: Eukaryota; Euglenozoa; Kinetoplastea; Trypanosomatida; Trypanosomatidae
Source: the annotation of a GenBank genome assembly
AUGCCCUUUUCUCGGACGCCACGGCUUUGCAACGCCAAGUCCAUCCAAUUCGGUGGCACGGCCCGGGAGUUGAUGCUGAGGGGCAUCGAGCGCAUUGCCACCGCGGUCGGGGUCACCCUCGGGCCGAAAGGCCGCAACGUGAUCCUCCGCCAACCCAACGGGGAUCCGAAGAUCACGAAGGACGGCGUCACCGUCGCCCGGGCGGUUGAAUUUCACGACCAAUUCGAGGACCUCGGCGCGCGGCUGAUUCAACAGGUCGCGGUGAAGACGAACAACGUCGCGGGGGACGGCACCACCACCGCGACGAUCCUCGCCUGGAGCAUCUUCGCGGAGGGCUACAAAAGCGUCGCGACCGGGGCAAACCCGAUGGACCUCAAACGCGGCAUCGACCUCGCCGUUGGGAUUUUGCAGGAGGGGCUGCGGGAGCAAACCCGCCCGGUGACGGACCCCGCCACCCUCCGCAGCGUCGCCACGAUCAGCGCGAACGGGGAGCGGCGGAUGGGCGAGCUCAUCGCGGAGGUGGUAGGGGGGGUCGGCUCCGACGGUUUCAUCGCCGUGCUCAGUGGGAACUCCACAACCACGCGGUGGGCUCGUCAUGACGGGUGGAGCACGGAGCGGGGGUUUCUUUCUGGUGAGCUCGUUACCGACCCCGCGAGGCUCCUCGUGCGGCUGGAAGGGGCGUUGGUAUUUGUCAGCGCGGGGCCGCUUGCGGGGGUGGGGGAGGUUGUCCGGCUGCUCGAGGCCGCGCACGCGCGGGGGCGGCCGCUCGUGGUGGUCGCCCCCGCCUUUUCGGAGCCGGUCCUACAGACGAUUAUUUGCAAUCAUCAAAACAACGUCGUCCGGUGCGGCGUCGUGGUCGUUCCCCAUGUCGAGGAGGACGAGCUGCAGGACAUCGCGGCGCUCUGCAGCUGCGCGGUGGAGAAGGCGAGCUCCAUUCUCAACGUCGACGACGUUCACUGCCUCCUCGGAAACGCCAAACUCGUGGAGCAGACGAUGGAUAGCACGACGAUCGACGGGGGCGCGGAUGUGUCGGAUCGCAUCCACCUCCUCCAGAAUCGUCUGGAGCGGCUGGUGAUCGAGGAGGAGCGAGAAAAGAUGCGUGAGCGGAUUUCCAAGCUAAAGCGUGUUUACGCCGUUAUUCGUGUCGGUGGGCGAUCGGAGAUUGAGAUUAGCGAAUCGAAAGACCGCGUCAUUGAUGCCCUCAACGCCUCACGCAAUGCUCUGGUUGAGGGUGUUGUCGCUGGGGGCGGUUCUGCGCUGCUGCAUGCAUCGAAAAGGCUCGAUGAGCUGCUUCUUAACGAUGAUGAGAUGGAGCAGGAUCGGCGGAUGGGCAUUCAGAUUGUGCGUAACGCGGUGCGGCUUCCGCUCAAGAUGAUCAGUGAAAACGCGGGCGAGGAGGGUGCCGUCAUCGUCGAGAACGUUUUGGAGUACCAGGAUCCCGCGAUGGGGUACGACGCACAGAAUGGACGCUACGUUAACAUGUUUGAGGCUGGUAUUCUGGAUCCCCUGCAGGUCGUGAACUCGUGCAUUGUCGACGCCGCCUCAAUUGCGGGGUUAAUGAUCACAACGGAGGCUAGUGUGUGCGACUACACACCAAAUAUGGACCUGGAGUAG